GCUCAUCUGGAUUUUGAGUUUUUCUUCCUCAUCUUCUUCUUCUCGGGUCAGGUCUUCUGGGGGGGAAUUUUCACUUGAAUGAGGCGAAUUACUGUCAAGUCUGGGGGUAAAAGGUGUGUGGGCUUCCUUGUCUUCCUCGCCCCCUACUCCCCCUUUUUCUCCAUCUUUUCCCCUUAGUACCUGUACGUGUGAUCCAUCAUCCAACAAGAACUGUUCGAGACAUUUGUCCCAUCAUCAACCAACCCAACUGCAACCCAUACAUCGUGUACACACACACGACCAUAAACACAAAACACCCCCGUACACCACACUACUACGUACGUACGUACUCCUCACGCUCCGUCACAGCCAACAGUACACAUCAACCCCAGACCAUCCAUCCAUCCAUCCACCCAUCCACCCAUCCCUAGAAGCCGCUGCCUUUCCCCGCGCGGGCUGAUGGGUCGCCGAGCGAGUGGAGCGUAGCGCGUCCCUAGUCCCGGAUUUCCAUGCGUGGAUUGGUGGUUCCAAGAGGAUUCUUCUCGUUUGCUUGUUGGGGGUUCAUGUUCUUGCAUUGAGCUCCAUGAGGUCGACAUCAUACACGUUUCUCCUCCCGCCACUCCAGGAAUCGAAUUUGAGCGAGCCAGUGAGAGGCCGCGCCCCCCCGAACGACUACCUUGCCUCCUCCUAAGGGAAGCAUCGCCAUCAGUCAGUCCCUUGGCGUGAGAGGCAUCGGGUUGAUUGCGUUGGACAGAGAGGAAUAUAAGAUGCCUGGUUAUCCCGUCUGGACUUGACUUCAUCAUCAGCAGCAGAAGCAGCACGCUCACUGGAUCGAGAUCGACCUGAGCCGGAACGUCUCUUGCCUCUCUCUCUCUCCUUCAGAUCAAAGUUUUUUUUUUUUGAACAACCAGCUCGAGGCCUUUCAAAUAGGAUCGAGUUCGAGUCCGCCACCUUCCUCUGGGCACAUCGGUUUCUUGCUUCUCUGGCAUAAUCCGAGUGAACGACGCAACAACCCGCGACAUUAUGGUGCUCUUCAGCUCAUCCGAGCCCAAGGCGGCUCCCGCCGCCGUCGAGAUGGACCCCGAGGUCACGCGGCGCAUGUCCAUGGCCGACGUCGACGCCGCCGGCCUGGCCACCGAGGCCGCCAACGCGACCGAGGCCGAGCUCGGCAUGGGCCUCAUGCAGUCCAUCCGGCUGUAUCCCAAGGCCGUCUUCUGGUCGCUCUUCUUCAGCACCGCCGUCAUCAUGGAGGGCUUCGACAAGACGCUCAUCGGCAACCUCUACGCCUACGACGUCUUCCAGCGCAAGUUCGGCGAGCGCCAGCCCAACGGCUCCUACGAGCUGACGGCCGCCUGGCAGGCCGGCCUCAGCAACGGCGCCCUCGUCGGCGAGAUCACCGGCCUAUUCCUCAACGGCAUCAUCGCCGAGCGCUUCGGCUACCGCAAGACCAUGAUCGGCGGCCUCAUCGCCGUCACGGCCUUUGUCUUCAUUAUCUUCUUCUCCGAGUCACUCGUCCAGCUCCUGAUCGGAGAGAUCCUCAUCGGUAUUCCCUGGGGCAUCUUCCAGACCUUGACCGUCACCUACGCCUCCGAGGUCUGUCCCACCCAUCUGCGGGCGUACCUUACAACCUACGUCAACCUCUGCUGGGUCAUGGGCCAGCUCAUCGCCAGCGGCGUCCUCCGGGCAAUGAUUCAGCGCACCGACGAAUGGGGCUACAAAAUCCCCUUCGCGCUGCAGUGGAUGUGGCCCGUCCCCCUCAUCAUCGGCAUCUUUUUCGCCCCCGAGUCUCCGUGGUGGCUCGUCCGCAAGGAGCGCCUCGAGGACGCCAAGGCCUCGCUCCUGCGGCUGACGAGCCGCAACCAACAGCAGCAGGGCUUCAACCCGGACGAGACGGUCUCGAUGAUGGUCCACACCAACGAGCUCGAGAAGGCGGCCCAGAGCGGCACGACGUACGGCGACUGCUUCAAGGGCAUCGACCUGCGCCGCACCGAGAUCGUCUGCUGUGUCUGGGCCAUCCAGACGCUCUGCGGUUCGACCUUUAUGGGGUACUCGACCUACUUCUACCAGCAGGCCGGCAUGGCCAAGGAGAACUCGUUCAGCAUGUCCCUGGGCCAGUACGCCAUCGGCGCCAUCGGUACCGUCUUCUCAUGGUUCCUGAUGCAGCACUUUGGUCGGCGGACGCUCUACCUCACGGGCCAGGCCAUCAUGUGCGCCGUCCUCGCCACCAUCGGCUUCGUCUCCUUCGCCGGCAGGGAAAACGUCGCCGCGCAGUGGGCCAUCGGCAGCCUGCUGCUCGUCUACACCUUCUUCUACGACUGCACCGUCGGCCCCGUGUGCUACUCGCUCGUCUCGGAGCUCAGCUCGACGCGGCUCCGGACCAAGACGGUGGUGCUGGCGCGCAACCUGUACAAUAUCACGGGCAUCGUCACCAACAUCCUGACGCCACUAAUGCUCAAUCCAUCGGCGUGGAACUGGGGUGCCAAGAGCGGCCUCUUCUGGGCCGCCAGCUGCUUCAUCUGCUUUGUCUGGACCUGGUUCCGCCUGCCGGAGCCCAGGGGCCGCACCUACGGCGAGCUCGAGGUCCUGUUCGAGCAGCACCUGCCGGCGAGGAAGUUCCGCAAGACGGAAGUUGCCGGGUUGACGCGAGGAGCGCAUCAUGACGACAAGUUGUCGGAGAAGGAAGCCGAGGCCGGUGUCAGUGAGAUUGAGAAGACAGCGUCAUCAUAGAGGAGGGGGCUGACACGUUGUCUUUGACAGGAGGAGGAGCUUAAUGGACCUUUGGGCUAUUUCUAUAGCAAGCUUUGAAUUCUGGUGUCUUUGAUUUGGUCAAUACAUGGCAAGCAUUGUUGGCAUUAUUAAUAAUCGGCAUAUCUUAAACAUCACAAGCUGUUUGUAUAAUCAAAAGCAUUCUUUUUUUGUCUUUGUAUGAACCCAUCUUACGACAGCUUAAGCUCUUUAGCUAGAAUAUGAAUGUUAGUAGCCAUCCUCAACAGCUAAUACCAGAGGCAGGGCUAACAGAACGAGAAGCUGCCAUUUCACUCCCCAUGAGGUCAUUGUUGCAGGUGGCCAAU
Colletotrichum destructivum is the source of this 3050-nucleotide messenger RNA. RefSeq names its product Putative major facilitator, sugar transporter, major facilitator superfamily. Gene Ontology annotation, biological process: carbohydrate transport; transmembrane transport. The record is from RefSeq and is a predicted model, not a curated record. The transcript has 2 exons. Bases 1003 to 2706 code for a protein of 567 amino acids. Gene Ontology annotation, cellular component: membrane. Lineage: Eukaryota; Fungi; Ascomycota; Sordariomycetes; Glomerellales; Glomerellaceae. Gene Ontology annotation, molecular function: carbohydrate:proton symporter activity.